Molecule: messenger RNA, 735 nt
Organism: Apaloderma vittatum (bar-tailed trogon)
Lineage: Eukaryota; Metazoa; Chordata; Aves; Trogoniformes; Trogonidae
Gene: OGFOD3
Product: 2-oxoglutarate and iron-dependent oxygenase domain containing 3
Exons: 8
Cellular component (GO): membrane
Molecular function (GO): oxidoreductase activity, acting on paired donors, with incorporation or reduction of molecular oxygen; L-ascorbic acid binding; iron ion binding
Source: RefSeq, a predicted model, not a curated record
CGUCGCAGCGAGAACCUGCGGGACAAGUUCGUGGAGAUCCCCUGCUCCGAGGACUACGACAGCCACAAAAGAUUCGAAGGGUGCACUCCUAGAAAGUGCGGAAGAGGUGUGACCGAUGCAGUAAUCUCAAGGGAAGAAGCUGAAAGAAUCCGUAGAGUAGCAGAGAGGGGACUGUCCUUGGGAGGAUCUGAUGGAGGGGCAUCAAUUCUGGACUUGCACUCUGGAGCUCUUUCACUGGGGAAGCAUUUUGUUAAUCUGUACAGGUACUAUGGGGACAAAAUUCAAGACAUCUUCACAGAAGAGGAUUUUGCAUUAUAUCGUGAUGUGAGACAGAGAAUUCAACAAAGGAUUGCGCAGGCCUUUGGUAUCAACUCUGCUUCCAUGUACCUGACUAAGCCAACAUUCUUCUCGAGGAUAAACAACACGGAAGCCAAGACAACACACGAUGAAUACUGGCACCCCCACGUUGACAAGGUAACUUAUGGCUCGUUUGACUAUACCUCGCUGCUCUAUCUCUCUGACUACACUGAAGACUUUGGUGGUGGACGGUUUGUGUUUAUGGAUGCGGGUUCCAACAAGACGAUAGAGCCCCGAGCAGGCCGGGUUUCCUUUUUCACCUCUGGAUCGGAGAACCUUCACCGUGUGGAAAAGGUUCGCUGGGGCACUCGCUAUGCCAUCACCAUCUCCUUCACUUGCAACCCAGACCAUGCCAUUGGGGAUCCAGUCUUGGUGUAA